UUUCCGCUGUCACCUUGUUGAUCUUUUGUGUCGGUGGACGCUGGGGGUCUGGGUCUGGAGGGAGACAACGAAGCUGCCGCUGCCGACAGACCAGCCUCUACCCCCCGUGUGUCCGAUGUGCAUACGCGGUGUAAACGCGAGGCAGCGUCCGUUUAACGAGCAGCGUUGAUCCGAGGCCCGACCCGACCCGCCUCCCUCCCGCGUAUCCGUUAAUGGGAGCUCGGUAGCUUUGCUAACUCCACCACCACGACGACGACGGUGAUGAUGAUGCAUCAGUGGAUUUAUCCCGGUGUCUCCGACUGAGAUGGAGCCAGCGACGUCCGAGCGGAGCUGCCUGCUAGCUAGCUAGCGAGCUAACGGUGCUCGCCUCCCAGCAGCCCCGGAUAACGUUAGCUAAAUGGGUGCAACCGCGGUCUCGCUGUACGGGGUUUGCUGCAACAUCGACGGACGUUUCCGGCGCUGUCCCCGGGUUUGAUCGAGAGGAGAGGGACCAUGUCGACUUAGCGAAAACCGCCAACCGAACCGUUUAGGAUAGCCACACGUGAUACGGUUUGAUCUCGCUGCCUCCAGCAAUUACCUACACCCCGACCGCCCUUGGAUGCUUCAGUGACAUUAAGCGGACGGUGUGUAUCAGGAUGGCACAGCUCUUGGACGGGGCCGGCAAACUGGGCUGGGUUCUCCUCACGGCUGUGCUCCGGUUCGUGUUCAUGUUCCUCAACAACUGCGUGGCCAUCCCGUCCUACUGCUUGUACCUGCUGCUGCUCCAGCCGCUCAGAAUAUGGGACCGCUCCACGUUCUGGCACAUCGAGGGGGUCAUGUUCAAAUGGCUGCUGGCCAUGGUGUCUUCGUGGGGCUGGAUCGCAGGCUACACAGUAACAGAGUGGGGUGACGAUGUACGGCCCAUUACAGAAGAGGAAGCUAUGGUCAUAGUCAACCACCAGUCAACAGGAGACGUGUGCACCCUCAUGAUGUGCCUGCAAGACAAGGGCUCGGUGGUUCAAAAAAUGAUGUGGUUGAUGGACCAUGUGUUUAAAUACACCAACUUUGGCCUAGUGUCCUUGAUCCAUGGGGACUUCUUCAUCAGACAGGGUAAAGCUCACAGAGACAAGCAGCUGAUCUACCUGAAAGAUCACCUAGACAAAUAUUACCACAGCCGCGACAGGAAGUGGAUAGUGCUGUUCCCAGAAGGCGGCUUCCUGCGCAAACGGCGGGAAACCAGCCAGUUAUUUGCCAAGAAGCACUCUCUCCCACACCUGACCCACGUCACGUUGCCUCGACUCGGGGCCACGCACGUUAUCCUGAAAACUCUGUCCGCCCAGCUGGAGAAUGGCAGCGUGGGCAUCGAGACUGUGACCCCCAACCAGAUAGGUAACAAGCGUAGAGGCCUGCAGUGGGUAAUAGAUGUGACCAUAGCGUACCCUAAAGCAAGACCCAUGGACAUCCAGACAUGGAUCUUUGGCUACAGGCCUCCUACAGUCACACAUGUACAUUACAGGAUGUACCCAAUAAAAGAGGUUCCUGUGGAGGCAGAGGCCCUGACUGACUGGCUGUAUCAGAGGUUUGUGGAGAAAGAAGAGUUGCUGGCCUACUUCUACGACACAGGAUCCUUUCCCUCUCUGGACGGACACAAGGUGGCAGUUUCCCGGCAAAUGACCCUGGACCCCGUGUGGCUGUGCAUCAUCCAGUCGUUUGCUUUUGCCUCCGGCUACAUGUGGUACAGCGUCCUCCUGUACCUCUACUGCUGUUUAUUUUGAGUGCGCUGAUGAGCUGAGAGUCUUAAUCGGACCACUGGAAAAGCCUCAGGAUCGUUUGGUGUGUGGCCCAGCGGCGUCGCACUCGCCCCCUACGAUGGAUGAAUGUACAAUUUGCAACAGCGGAGAGACUUACCAGGAAACAAUAAACAUAUGAAGUACACACACACAGAUUAAAGAAACCCAUACAUUAUGAAAACGAUCACAGGCAUAGUUAACGUACACACAACCCUAACGCCACACACUCGCUCCUGCGGCCUCGCAGAAUAAUCUCUCGCACUCGUCACAACUCACAUUUUGAUGUUUACACGUCCUCAUACACGUAGACGCUGACACGUACAUGACUUUUUAUUCAAAGUUAACAAAAUGAGGCUCAGGACUCUUCCUAAAGACGCUCUGGACCAGACUCUCUCUCUCUCCCCCUCCCAGGCUUUAGCCGUGGUAGUUUUACAGAGUAUAAAGUGUGUAUGGACGCGUGUGUGAGUGAAUAUAUGUGAUUAGAAGCGUAAUGUCUGCCCUUAUUCUUCCUCCUGGCAAGAGUUGAUGAAGCCCACUGGACGUCUCUUUCAGCCCGCUGACGACCCGGCGGGCCACACCUUCCGGAGCGAGCGGCUGUAUGAACGUUGAGGCUGCGCCGCCGGCCGCUCCUCUGGCCUUCAUUGCACUAAGGAAUCCAUACUGCCCUAACUGCUCCCUGCCCCAGGAAAAGGCUCCUGAUCGGUAGCUGUCGAUGUUUUGAUUGUCUUUUGUUUUCCUCCCUUUAACCCGCAUAUCACCACAACUACAGCCAUCGUUACUUGUCGAGUUUCUUCUUUUUGUCAUCAUGACUUUUUUUUUUUUUCCUGUGUCCGCCUGUUUGUCGAGGCAGUAUUCUGAGCUCACUGAGAAAAGGGGGGGAUCAUGUUUACACUGGCAGCCCUGCUGAAAGCCUAAAGAGACGGUGGCUAUGAUGCAGCGCUUGAUUUAAGGAUCUUUUUUUCCUGUUUCGUAUGUGAAGGGAGGAAGAGGAACGAUAACUCGAAAAGAAAACAAAAAAAAAAAGUCUGGUUGCAAGAAGUGCAGUCUGAUCACCUAUGAACUGACUUCCUCUCCUGUGGAUUCUCUUUUUCACCCUCUGCUCUCCAACAUACACACUUGCAGACAAAAACAGGUGCGCACACACAACCAUGUGCAGCUACACAGCGGAGUAGACAUCUGUCUCCAGGAUCAUCUCAAUGAGUCCGACUGAGAAGGACUCCGAAGACUCUUAUUCCCCCAUUGGACUGAAUAGUUUUACAAAUAUUUAAGCCAUAUGCUUAGUGUUUUUGGGGUGGUGAAAAAGACAUGGAAAAAAAUAUGAUUUUUUUUUUUAUAGGAAGCUACCCAAAUGUUCAGCAUUCUACGAUAGAAAUUUUGGCUUACAGAACUAUAGGUGUCAUUACUGUAAAUUUACAGCAUAACCUGCCUAACUGAGUGUGUGUGGUUGUCGUCCCCCCCCCCCCCAUUUUUUGAUAUAUAUGAAUUAUGUCGUGUCGCUCUGUGACGUCAGAGUGUGGCGGCAACUUCACCACAAGUGGUCAAAACUUUUUAUUUCAUUUUAAAUUACAUGAACUUUGGUCUUCAUGUCACGGUAUCUUUAAAUCUUGUACAUAACGAAGCUGAGGACGAGUUUUCAAUGUUGAGAAGGAAGAUGACUGAAGCCGUUUUUUUCUCUUUUGGUCCACGAUACAUUCAGAUAAUUUUUAGUUUCAGUUGUCAUGAAUGUUUUUAAAAAAAGAAGAAGAAGAAAGCAAGGAUUUUCCCUUCACUUCUCAGUGUUAUCAUAUAUUUUUCUUUCUUUUAAUUUCAAGCUCCUGAGCAGAAAGUAGUCGUGUACUUCAAGUCAUUAAAGCUACUGUAUGUUCUGGCCGUUUGCACAGUUUCAAACUUAUACAAUUGUACAUUUUAAAUCUUUGGGAGACCGCGUCUUUCAGGACUAUCCCUGAUGUCCUGGUCGACCACAAUCCCUCAAAUGAAGCGGUUUCCUCACGCUCUCUUGACAAACGUUUGAUGUAAAGACAGUUUCGAGGAGUUGAGCUCAAACUGGGUCAGUGAGGAAGAGAUCGCUCCUCAGUUACAAGGGAAACUCCGGCAGGGCCCCGCAACGAUGCAGCUGUUAUCUCUCGAAUGUACUUGUGUUGUGAUGUCGAGGUCAACUCUGUGUAAUUUGCUUAGCCUGCUGUAAUGAGGAAAACUGCAGAGGAGCAGCAGGGAACAAAUGCAACAAAAAAAGGUGCAUUUCAGUAGUUGCUGGUCUCUCUGUGCACCAUUGUUGGUAGAAACUGUGUGAGAUUUAAAAUAAGGGCUACCUGGUCGGGUAGGUGGAUAACAUUUUAAAUUAAAGGCUGUAGAUGUGUUUCAUCCAGCGGCCCUUUCAGAUUCCCCUCCAUCGUGAGAGUGACUUCAAAUGAAGCUUCAUUGCUUUUUUUUUUUUUUCCACCUUUUUCAAUUUUAUUUUUUAUUUUAUUUUAUGACCAUGUUUCCAAAGAAGGCAGGGAAAUAAAGUUUUCCUAGAUGUGGCUUUAGGAAAUAAACACAAUAGGGAUUUAAAGAAAUUAUACUAGAAUUGUCUGUAAUUUUCCAUUUUGUACUCCUUUAAUUCCUAGCUACACAGCCAUUUUACAACACAAAAAACUUGUGCUGGAAUAAAACAUCAUAAAGAUCCUAA
This is a messenger RNA of Paralichthys olivaceus (Japanese flounder), 4437 nucleotides long. RefSeq names its product lysophosphatidylglycerol acyltransferase 1 (gene lpgat1). The record is from RefSeq and is a predicted model, not a curated record. Gene Ontology annotation, cellular component: endoplasmic reticulum; endomembrane system. Gene Ontology annotation, molecular function: acyltransferase activity. Gene Ontology annotation, biological process: phosphatidylinositol acyl-chain remodeling. NCBI's taxonomy places the organism in Eukaryota, Metazoa, Chordata, Actinopteri, Pleuronectiformes, Paralichthyidae.